AUGGUUACAACAGGAGUAACCCUCGAGGACAUAUACAAGCUGAUCAAGGAGGGUAAUCAAGAACUCAAGGGACAAAUUAAUAGCGUGAGCAAGACUGUUAAUGAAGCCAAAAAAGAAAUAAACAACAUCAAUAAUAAGUAUAGAGAUAUCGAGAAGGAAAACUCAUUAUUGAAAAGCAAAAUCCUUAAUCUAGAGAAUAAGCUGAAAAAAUAUAACAUAGUCAUCUAUGGGAUAAAGGAAAGUGUUGGCCUGUUUGUCGAUAACGAUUACACUCCAGAAGAAUACGCCAAGAGAAAAUUACUUCAUCAGCACCUGAAGAAAGCCCGAGAAGCAUCUAAUUCUGCGUUUAUUAAAAACAAUAUUCUUUAUGUCAAUGGCGAAGCAUUUUCCUGGGAAAAGCUACAGAAUGACGAUACUGGCGACCAUCAGGAUGAAGGAAUCAUUGAGACAGUUAUCUCUAAGCAGGAUAAAAAUACCGAAGAACAACUGAUCCCUGAAGAUACGAAAAAAGGGGAAAAUAGACUGCAAUAUGAACCAAGCAGGGUCAACAAGUUAGUUCCAGCAGGCCCAUCUAAAAGUACUCCUACGUCUUCACACAAAGUGCCUAAACUACGCAGUACUUCAAAGUAA
Acanthoscelides obtectus is the source of this 630-nucleotide messenger RNA. NCBI's taxonomy places the organism in Eukaryota, Metazoa, Arthropoda, Insecta, Coleoptera, Chrysomelidae. The record is from the annotation of a GenBank genome assembly.